This is a messenger RNA of Oncorhynchus tshawytscha (Chinook salmon), 1268 nucleotides long. It is a transcript of the gene nutf2, whose product is annotated as nuclear transport factor 2. Gene Ontology annotation, cellular component: nuclear pore central transport channel. The transcript has 5 exons. NCBI's taxonomy places the organism in Eukaryota, Metazoa, Chordata, Actinopteri, Salmoniformes, Salmonidae. The record is from RefSeq and is a predicted model, not a curated record. Bases 285 to 668 code for a protein of 127 amino acids. Gene Ontology annotation, biological process: protein import into nucleus.
AAUGUUGAGGAACGGUUAGGUUAUUUUUAGCAGCCGAUAGUGCGAAAGAACGUGCCAUACCACUUGUAUAUCUAGCAUCACUUUAGAUUUUAAUUGUCUAGCCUUUUGAUUGCAUUUUAUUAGCUAAGCAAUACGGGACAUCGAGCUAGUCAGUCAACCAACCAACGUUUGAUCUUUGAUAUUAGCCUUGCCUAUGCUAGCUAGCUCAGCCAAAGUCAAAGAAAGAGUCCAACAUUGCCCAUGUCAUGGCAUGCUCACGGCGUGAGCGGACUGUGUGAUUCAGAAUGGGGGAAAAGCCGAUUUGGGAACAGAUAGGAUCCAGUUUUGUGCAACAUUACUACCAGCUCUUUGACACGGACAGGACCCAGCUUGGAGCAAUAUAUAUCGAUGCAUCAUGCCUUACAUGGGAGGGACAGCAAUUCCAGGGAAAAGCAGCGAUUGUCGAGAAACUUUCUACUCUCCCCUUCUUAAAAAUAGCUCACAGUAUAACAGCACAAGACCACCAGCCCACACCUGACAGCUGUAUAAUGAGUAUGGUAGUAGGACAAUUAAAAGCUGAUGAGGACCCCAUCAUGGGAUUUCAUCAGAGUUUCAUCCUGAAGAACAUUAAUGAUGCCUGGGUAUGCACCAAUGACAUGUUCCGGCUCGCGCUGCACAAUUUUGGCUAAGGACACCAGAAGUGGGCAGAGUGGAUAUAAGGGAAGGCUGAGGAUGGGGGAGGUCUUGCAGAGACACCUAAACGCCCAACCUCCUCUCUGUAUCAUCCAUACCUGUUUGAGAAAUUACACCGGAUUCCAGAUGUCAAUCACAGAGACAUGCAGGCACAUAGGCUACAUGCCUUCAACUGAAAUGAGAUCUGUUCCUUUGCUGAGAGUUCACAGAUCCAUCAGAGUCCCUUUCCCCACGCUGACCUGCAUGAUGCUGGGGAGCUUAAAUAUCUGAAGAUGGCAGACAAGGAAAAAAAGUACCAAUUUACCUUCACCAUUUUAGUUUUAUGUUCGGACUCGAUGUCUUAUAUCCUCAUGUUUUCUCACCGUACUCCCCUGUGUGUUAUCAGCUUGCCUUAUUGUAUACAACUAAAUCUCUUUUUAAAAGUUUAAUUUAACAUUCAUUGUUGUCAGGUUGCUCUAGCAAUCCAAAUAAUCAUAGAAAAUAUUAUCAAUAACAUCCUUAGACCAGCAAGCUUCCCAUUUCCUCCUCAUGCUCUCUGUGACAAUGAAUACAAAAGCCAUGAUACACAAUAAACCGUUUACUUUUUCUUAAUGUGA